AUGGAUGAAGGGGUUCUAGAGUAUAAAAGCACACUACCUCUGAGCAUGUCAGUCAUCGGAAAUAUUCAAUCACUCCCAUCACAGCUCAAAGGAAUAAUGUUCGCUCAGGUUCUUCUCGCCACUCUUCUUGGAUAUGCCGCGGCUGGCGUCCCUGCCUAUCGGCCUGAAGCAGCUUUUGGCUAUGGCGCUCCUCUGGUAGCUGCUCCAGCCGUACUCAAGGGCGUUGAAGCCGAACCCGCUUAUCCUCCUCAGCCAUAUGAGUUUGGAUACGACACCGUUGACGAGUACGGAACACGGCAGAGCCGCCAGGAAUCCAGCGACAACGCCAACCAGAAGAAGGGCUCUUACAGCUACACCGAUGCGAACGGCAUCUUCCGCCAGGUUCACUAUGUCGCCGAUGCCGACGGAUUCCGCGCCACUAUUCAUACCAACGAGCCAGGCACCGCUUCUGGAGAAACGGGAGGCGCCCUCUACGACGCCAAGCCAGUGGAGGCCAAAGAAGCCGUAAAAAGUGCCGCUGCAUACGCUGCUCCUUCGUACGCAGCUCCCGGUUACCUCUACGGCAAAUACUAA
This is a messenger RNA of Ornithodoros turicata, 573 nucleotides long. Its product is annotated as cuticle protein 10.9-like. Gene Ontology annotation, molecular function: structural constituent of chitin-based larval cuticle. The transcript is spliced from 3 exons. NCBI's taxonomy places the organism in Eukaryota, Metazoa, Arthropoda, Arachnida, Ixodida, Argasidae. Gene Ontology annotation, cellular component: chitin-based extracellular matrix. Bases 1 to 573 code for a protein of 190 amino acids. The record is from RefSeq and is a predicted model, not a curated record.